CAAAUAGAUAAUGACUAAAUUGUGAUAAGUUACAUAAAAACUGAUUCAAUACUUGAGUCACAUUUAGUCUUCAAUUAACGUUUGCGGGAAUAAAGUGAAGGAAGAGAAAAGCUCUCGUACGUGUGUGAAAAUGAAGGCGUUGAUUUGCAUAAUUCUGUCAUUAUGUGCAGCAACACAUGGACAAAUCGAUAUACCGUGCAUUCUAGGAUUCUCUGACAAUGAAUAUACGUGUAGAUUGCCACAAGUGGAUUUAGCACAAUUCGAUACUUUUGUAAUCACGAGUGCAAAUCACUUGCCAGGUCAAAGUGAUGCAACGGUUGUGAGCUUUGUAAGUAUUAACAACAACUUCCAGUAUUUCCCGACAACGCACAUUUCUCGAUUCACAAACUUGGCAGCAAUUAAAAUUACUGGAAGUAACAUUACGGAUUUACCACCUCAAUCCAUUGCUAAUCGUCCACUUUUGAGAAGAUUGAACUUGAACAGCAACUUUAUUUCCACAAUUAGUCCACAAGCCUUUACAAAUACUUUGGGAAUCCAACAAAUACUUAUGAUGUUUAACCUCCUUACAAACAUUGACAAUGCUGUCUUUGGACUUUUUAAUAACCUAUUUGAAUUGGAUUUAAGCUCAAAUCUCUUCACAAUGAUUCCAGCAACAGCCCUUCAAACUAACAGAGCAAUAACAGCUUUAAGUAUGAACGGAAAUCAAAUUACUUUUAUCAAUGCAACAUUUUUCGAUCAUCUUAUUGAGUUGAGGAAUUUUAAUUUCCUUACAAAUCCUUGCUACAGUGGUCAAUUUGCCAAUCUUCAUACAGUAGCAGGUCGAGUUGAUUUAAAUACUAGAUUAGCACCAUGCUUUACACUUGGACCUCGUAGAUUAACUUGUUCAUUUGGUACAAACUUCCAAGGAGUCAAUUUUGGACUUUAUACUUGCUUGUUACGUGGAAUUGAAGUUAUUAAUGUCGAUGAUCAAAUUGAACUUGGUGGAUUUCACGUAGCUGGAAAUACAAAUGCAAAUGUUGAGCAUGUAUGGAUUGAUGCAUCAAAUGUCAGAUACAUUUUAAGUCAAUCUUUCAAUACAUUCCCCAAUCUUCGUCAUUUACGUUAUCAAGGAUCACGUCUUGAAUAUAUUCAGCCUGGAGCUUUCAUAAAUGCAACAAAUUUAAAUGAAUUGACAAUUUUAAUGAAUGCUAUAAGAAGACUUGAAGCCAACACCUUCCAAAAUGCGACCAACUUGCAAAUCCUAAACAUGUGGUUCAACAAUUUAGAAUACAUCGAUGAAGCUGCUUUUACUGGAUUAAUCAACUUACGAGAAAUUCAUCUUUAUGAUGGAAGAUUAACCACUCUAGCUCCAAAUACAUUCGCUCCAGCACCUCAAUUAUAUUUAGUAGAAAUUGGAUUUAAUCAACUUCAAACGAUUGAUCAUCGCUGGUUCGUACAGAAUCCAUUAAUUGGUCAACUUAUGUUCAACACCAAUCAAAUCGAUGAGAUUUUCCCAGCUAUUGUAGACAUGCCAAACUUGACAACACUUCGUCUUCGUAACAAUGUCUGUAUUGAUAAUGAAUUUACUAUUACACCUGCUAAUCGUGAACAAGUAAGACUUGCCCUAGAGACUUGCUUCCUCAACUAUCCAUUGAGAGUACAACGCUUUACAUUGGAAUUAGAAGGAGACUUGGAACUGACUGAUGACGAUGGAAGGAUCAUUGUUCAACUCUAAAGCUAUUUAUGUCAUCAAAUUUCUUGCCUGCUUACGUUAAUCCUCUGAUAUCAUCGAAAAAUAUUUAAAGACACACAUUUAUCGAAAAAUUGAUAAAAUUUGUGCUUCCUUCUGAUAAUUUUUUUUUUGUCUAUAUAAACCUAGAUUGAAAGAAGAUAAAGCAGUAAGUUUAUACUGCAUAAUUUUUUGGGACAAUAUUAUACUGUUAAACAGCUGAAUUGCUAAAUCAAUAAAAUAUAAUUCUAGUAUAUUGAAUUCCGUCAGCAAUGAAGG
Messenger RNA from Chironomus riparius, 1987 nucleotides. NCBI's taxonomy places the organism in Eukaryota, Metazoa, Arthropoda, Insecta, Diptera, Chironomidae. The record is from the annotation of a GenBank genome assembly.